AGUUGGGCUCCCGCCUGGCUGGGAGGCGGAGGGAGGGAGGGAGCUCCUGUUGUUUUCCGCCGGCGGGAGUGGGCAGGCGGGCACAGGGGGCGGUGUGCGUCCUCCCUCCCCGGCUAGGGCGCUGGGGAGCGGGGACCCGCGCCUGCAGCCGAGCGCCGCUCCCGGCCGCGGACACCCAGCUCCGCCGAGCAUCCUUCCUGGGGGCCGACAAAGUGAGGCCACUCUGCCGUUCCGAGGACCUGGGAGGAGCCCGCGGUCCCCCGGGCGUCGGGGCCCUGGGGCGCACACAUCCAGCCCGAGCCUGCGUUUCCUGAGCCGGGAUCUGGGGCGAGAUGGCCGCAGGCGGCAGUGCGCCUGAGCCCCGCGUCCUCAUCUGCCUCGGGGCGCUCCUGGCCGGCUGGGUAGCCGUAGGAUUCGAGGCUGUUGUCAUUGGAGAAGUUCAUGACAAUGUUACUCUGCACUGUGGCAACAUCUCUGGACCGAGGGGCCUGGUGACCUGGUACCGGAACGACUCGGAGCCUGUCUUUCUUCUCUCGUCCAACUCUAGCCUCCCGCCAGCUGAGCCUCGCUUCUCUCUAGUGAAUGCCAGCUCCCUGCACAUCGAAGCACUGAGACUGCAAGAUGAGGGGAACUAUACCUGCCGGGAGAUCCUGAACGUGACUCAGUGGUUCCAAGUGUGGCUGCAGGUGGCCAGCGGCCCCUAUCAGAUUGAGGUUCACAUCUCGGCCACCGGCACACUCCCCAACGGCACCGUCUACGCAGCCAAGGGUUCCCAGGUGGACUUCAGCUGCACUAGCAGCUCCUGGCCGCCCCCUAUGGUUGAAUGGUGGUUCCAGGCCCUGAAUUCCAGCAGCGAGUUUUUCGGCCACAACCUGACAGUCAACUCUUUUUCACUGUUACUGAUGUCGCCAAACCUCCAAGGGAACUACACCUGUUUGGCCUUGAAUCUGCUCAGCAGGAGACAUCGAAAGGUGACCACCGAGCUCCUGGUCUAUUAUCCCCCUCCGUCAGCUCCCCAGUGCCGGGCACAGAUGACAUCAGGAUUGUUCAUGCUGCAGCUCACUUGUCGCUGGGAUGGGGGAUACCCUGACCCUAACUUCCUGUGGAUAGAAGAACCAGGAGGUGUAAUCGUGGGGAAGUCAAAGCUGGGGGUGGAAAUGCUGAACAAAUCCCAGCUGUCGGAUGGCAAGAAGUUCAAGUGUGCUGCGAGUCAUGUAGUUGGGCCAGAGGCGGGCGCCAGCUGUGUGGUGCAGAUCAGGAGUCCCUCCGUUCUCUCGGAGCCCAUGAAGACUUGCUUCGUAGGGGGCAAUGUGACGCUCACCUGCCAGGUGUCUGGGGCCUACCCCCCUGCCAAGAUCCUGUGGCUGAGGAACCUUACCCAGCCCGAGGUGGUCAUCCAGCCCAGCAGCCGCCAUCUCAUUACCCAGGACGGCCAGAACUCCACCCUCACCAUCCAGAACUGCUCCCAGGACCUGGACGAGGGCUACUAUGUCUGCCGGGCUGACAACCCCGUUGGGGUGAGGGAGGUGGACAUCUGGCUGAGUGUAAAAGAACCUUUAAACAUCGGGGGCAUUGUGGGAACCAUUGUGAGCCUCCUUCUACUGGGACUGGCCAUUAUCUCAGGGCUUAUGUUGUAUCACAGCCCUGUGCUCUGCUGGAAAGUAGGAAACACUUUCAGGGGCCAAAACAUGGAUGAUGUCAUGGUUUUGGUGGAUUCAGAAGAGGAAGAGGAGGAGGAGGAGGAAGAUGCUGCAGUAGAAGAGGAGGAAGGAGCACAUGAGAGACAAGAGUUCCCAAAAGAAAUACCCAAGCAGAACCACAUUCAUAGAGUGACCGCCUUGGUGAAUGGGAACAUAGAACAGAUGGGAAAUGGAUUCCAGGAUCUACAAGAUGACAGCAGUGAGGAGCAAAGUGACAUUGUUCAACAAGAAGACAGACCAGUCUGAAGAAGAGGAUGCUCCAUGGUUGUCUUGUUCUGAAAGCUUGGAAAGCUACAUUGAAGAGGAGCUCUUCACUCAGCUUUGACUUGACCUACACCCCUGACGGGGGGCUUGCACUAGCAACAUUUGGGUCUCAGCAAAAAACAAAACCAAGUGCACACAUCUUUCCUUCCAUUUAUUGAAAAACAUUGGUUUGGUUUGCUCUAAGUAUUCCCAACGAUGUUUAAAAGCUUUGAGAAG
Saimiri boliviensis boliviensis (Bolivian squirrel monkey) is the source of this 2180-nucleotide messenger RNA. It is a transcript of the gene VSIG10, whose product is annotated as V-set and immunoglobulin domain containing 10. NCBI's taxonomy places the organism in Eukaryota, Metazoa, Chordata, Mammalia, Primates, Cebidae. The record is from RefSeq and is a predicted model, not a curated record. Gene Ontology annotation, cellular component: neuron projection.